AUGUCGACAACAUUCGCACUUACAUCCGCAUCCGCAUCCGCGCUGGAAACUCCAGUCAUCGUCAUCGAUACCUGUAUCGUAGGUGGAGAUUUUGAUCAUUUUUCUUAUUCCUCCUCUUCUCCUUUUACCCCCUCGUUCUCCUCGCUUUCCUCUUCUUCGCCUCAAUCUUCCGUCUCGAAUUUUCUUAAUAUUCCUCGUUUUUUCAUGAUGACUUCACCCUCAACCAGAAAUCUAAGAGUCCAUCGCAGGAAUGCGAUUCCGACAUCGCCGCUGACGCCGGUUAAUAGUCCCGCGUCGCCGGAGGUGCGAGAUAUCUAUUUGGGAGUCCCGGAUUUUGGAGUGGGUAGUCCGAGUGUGAGGUGUAAGGGUUGGAGUUCUUCGUCUUCUUCUAGCGAGUGCAAGUCCGAGUGCGAUGGUGAGGGGGCUGGAAGAGGAAGGGGAGAGUUGGUGAUGAGUCCGAUUGCGCCGCCGAAUACGCCGUGUUCGCCUUUGGUUUUGGGACGGUUGGACAGGGGUUCGAAGGAUGAGGGGGGAGAGGAUUGUGAGGUUUUGAUUUUGAGUGAGAGUGAGAGUAAGAGUGAGAGUGAGGAGUUUGUAGAUAAUUUUCGAAACCCUAGUGGGUAUUCGAUGAGGGAGCGUGUUUUUGGAGAUAUUCCGCAAAUUGUGGUGGGGUGUGAAGAGGAGGGGUGGGGGCAGUUGGGUGUGGAUGCGGGAAUGGAUGUGGGGUGUAUUGUGGAAAGUUGGGAGAUGGAGAUUCAGCUGCGGAAUUGA
This is a messenger RNA of Botrytis fragariae, 771 nucleotides long. RefSeq lists its product as uncharacterized. Lineage: Eukaryota; Fungi; Ascomycota; Leotiomycetes; Helotiales; Sclerotiniaceae. The record is from RefSeq and is a predicted model, not a curated record. The coding region runs from base 1 to 771 and encodes 256 amino acids. The transcript has a single exon.